AUGGCCAAACACGUUCGUUACGCGGCCAAGGUUGACCUGAACAAAGAUGCUGCUGAUCAGCCACAGCUUCACAACCGCUGGCACCCCGACAUCCCGUUCGCCGGCACAAUCAAGAAUGGCGAGGUGGUGAAGAUCGAGUGUGUGGAUUGGACCGGCGGCCAGAUCAAGAACAACGACAGCGCAGACGACGUGAAGAACGUCGACUUGACCAAGAUUCACUACUUGACCGGCCCCUUCGAAAUUGAAACCGCCGAGCCCGGCGACGUGCUUCUCGUGGAAAUUCAAGACGUCCAGCCGCUCGAGGAGCAACCGUGGGGCUUUACCGGCGUCUUCGACAGGAACAACGGCGGUGGUUUCUUGGACGACAUCUACCCCAAGGCCGCCAAGGCCAUCUGGGACUUUGAAGGAAUCUUCUGCUCCUCGCGCCACAUCCCCGGCGUCCGCUUCGCAGGCCUCAUCCACCCGGGCAUACUGGGCUGCGCGCCGUCGGCCGAGAUCCUGGCCGAAUGGAACAGGCGCGAGGGCGAGCUCAUCCAGGCCAUGGACGGCUGCGGCCGCAUCGUCGCUCAGCCCCCGCAGCCCCAGAACGUGCACGCCGGCGCCGCCGACGCCGCGCUGAAGGAGAAGGUCGGCAAGGAGGGCGCCCGCACCAUCCCUGGCCGUCCGGAGCAUGGCGGCAACUGUGACAUCAAGAACCUGUCCCGGGGGAGCAAGGUGUACCUGCCCGUGCAUGUCAAGGGCGCCAAGUUCAGCGUGGGCGAUUUACACUUUUCCCAGGGCGACGGCGAAAUCUCCUUCUGUGGCGCCAUUGAGAUGCCGGGCGUCAUCACGCUCAAGCUCACCGUCAUGAAGGGCGGCAUGGCGCAGCUGGGCAUGAAGUCGCCCAUCUACCUGCCGGGACCCGUUGAACCCCAGUUCGGACCAGGACGUUACAUAUACUUCGAAGGUUUCAGUGUCGACCAGCAUGGCAAGCAGCACUACAUGGAUGCCACUGUGGCGUACCGUCAGACGACCCUCCGGUGCAUCGAGUAUCUGCGUCGGUACGGGUACAGUGAUUAUCAGAUCUACUUGCUGCUGAGCUGCGCGCCGGUGCAGGGACAUGUGGCGGGGAUUGUGGAUAUUCCAAACGCCUGCACGACUUUGGGCUUACCGAUUGAUGUGUUCGACUUUGACAUUUCGCCCGACAAGCCUGCAGAGAAGAGGGACCUGGGCUCGUGCGCUUUUGCCAGCGACCACACUAAUUGA
Molecule: messenger RNA, 1245 nt
Organism: Lasiodiplodia theobromae
Lineage: Eukaryota; Fungi; Ascomycota; Dothideomycetes; Botryosphaeriales; Botryosphaeriaceae
Product: Formamidase
Exons: 6
Coding region: 1-1245 (414 amino acids)
Molecular function (GO): hydrolase activity, acting on carbon-nitrogen (but not peptide) bonds, in linear amides
Source: RefSeq, a predicted model, not a curated record